Molecule: messenger RNA, 10895 nt
Organism: Vespa mandarinia (Asian giant hornet)
Lineage: Eukaryota; Metazoa; Arthropoda; Insecta; Hymenoptera; Vespidae
Biological process (GO): signal transduction
Source: RefSeq, a predicted model, not a curated record
AAAGAUCCCGUCUUAUCGUAUACAAACUUUUGAUGCGGUGAUCUCGAGCCAAGUCGAACGGGAAUGGAUAUAGCGGCAUCGGUAGUUACUCAUCUUUCUUUCGAGUAGAACGUAGUAAAAAUGCUGGAAAAAUAUUCAAAGGAUUUUUCUUUUGGCAAACGUUCAAAAAUAUUCUCUGCGACGAACUAGAAAGAUUUGACGAUGCAUCUGCCUCGGCGAUUUUACGAUAUUAAUUAUUGCCUUAAUAGGAAAAGCGUGCUUUCUCGAUUAUUCGCGAUAUGUCUUUUAUAAUUUGAUACAAAAAACAUAGAAAGCUCUUUUCGCUCGAUAAAUGCGUAUUAAUCUUAAUCGCAUUUUAUUAUUUUCUCUUAUUUCUUUGGCAGAACGGCUCGCGUGUCCAUUAGCGUUAUUAAAUCUUCUUUUAUCAGUGAUCAGGGAAUAACUCGAGGGCAACUAGAGAAGUAAAUAUAUUUACGUAAAAGUACAUGCAAUACUAAACAUACUUAUCGAAAUGAAAUUCGAUAUGGUAAAUCGUAUAUGGUGCAUUUGUAAAAUGAAUUCUUUUGAUAAAAAACAAUAACCCUCUGUGCGUGACAACGGCUCCUUUUCGAGAUACCUAAUCUUCGAAAAGCCCUAAACGAUUCGAUAAAUCUGGCUAGACGGUCGACUUUAAGAACGAGUAAACUCCGGAAGUAGUUUGCAGCUUAUCACAAUCUUAUCUUUGGUCGUAGGAUAGAUUUAUCGAUCUUUAUCGACUCCUCGAACUUACCACCGCUCUCUGCGGUGUCAUAUGAACUUUCGUCGAAGACCUUUGAAAUAUCUCAGAGUUAAAAAUAGAUCGAUCAAAUUUGAUGUAAAUGGUGUUCAACGGAAAAGGAGAUUCUCGUUUGGCUUUUAGGAAUAUACAUGGCAUCUCCAUAAAAGUGCUCCGAAAUCAAUAUGUUACUGCGGUUUUGUCGAGCCGCGCGAUUAAUCACGUCGUCGUCCCAAUGAAUAAGGGUUGCCUCGUCGUAGGUGGACGCGUUUGGGUUGGCACGAUGAAUAUUAGGGUGCCAGCUACGAAGGGUUUCGAAGAUCCGAUCUAAUUUAUCAAGCAGCUGACACGGCUUUUCUCGAUCCCGAGCGAGGAUCGCGAGAUGCGCAUCUACGAUAAGCGCAUCCUCGAAUCUUGGAAGUUCUCCUGAACAAAAUUUUCCUUCCACGCUACAGACUUCCUAUGCGUUUAGUAUCUCUUCGAGACUAAAGGGAUUCUUCGAUUUUAUCGCGUUCUCUUUUUAAAUCUAAUCUUAAUAUUCUUCAACUAUAAAUGAGGUAUAAAUUAAAACAAAUCUCAAGGAAAUCUUUCGUGACGUAAGAACUCCGGAAAGGUCCAUCGAGCGACGUUAAUAAGCGUUUGAUAUUGCGUCUGAAAUCUCUACUGGUACCCUUCUAAUGACGGAGGGAAAGUUAAUCGGCCGGCGACUAGACGAAACAUUAGGGUCGAACUUUUGGGAAGUAGAUGGGUCGCGUCAACUCAACCAGCAGGAUGCUCCUCGUUCUCUCGAAAGAUCGCACGAUGUACGAUGAUAAGCGGCAGGCUUUAAAGGAACGCCACUUCCGGACCGCUGCGUUCUCAUGGGUACCGUCUAAUAGAAGGGUUCAUUACGCCUAGAAUCCCUCGCGGGAUUCGUGUUAAAUCUUAAUCGGUUGUUCGAUAAAUCGUAGCGAUCUUUUUAUAAAUCUUUCGUCUCGAAGGAGAAUAGAGAAUUUUGAUUGAGCAAACGAUCAGCUUCAAGGAAUUGAACUUGAUGUCCUCGAUAUUAUAUUCUCUCGCGAAUAUAAUAUCCUUGCCGAGAGAGCGACGUCGCCUCGUGAAGGUUGGCAAAAAGGAAGCAACGAAACGUCUUAUCCGCGCAACUAAGAGCAUCGAGAUAAGCAUCGCGCGAACACGUGCAAGUCUCUAGUGCGGCGUAUGAAAGAGACGAGCGAGCGAGAAAGAGAGAGAGAGAGAACGAGAGAGAGAGAGAGAUAAAAAGAGCGGAAGGAGACGGAUGAAUUGCCUCGGUCCUCGAAGGUGAUACACGCACGAGUCGAGCCGCAAUCGUGUGCGUGCACGAUGUACCGGAUAUGCAAGCACGCGACGACUUCGGUGCGCCGAGUAACACGUGAAUGCGUCUUUGCGACGGAUGUUUAUCCGCGAACGUGUCUGGCAAUACAAGAGACGUCGCAUAUUUCUCUCUGUCGUCGACGCGAAAUCGACGAAGACGCUGACGGAUCGUCGACGGUACGCCGACGACUUCGAACGUCGUGCCGUACAAUUUGAUGGAUCGUCGAAUUCUAUUGGAAGGUAGAAUACUCGCUUUCGCGCCGAGCAUUCUCGUAGAAUGCCAAGAAAAAUUGACGGUCGAAUGACGAACUCGGGUUUUUAUUCGCGUCUUUACACGCGUCUUCUUUCAUUGUGUCUCAAGGAGGAACGAGAAAAAUGAAAGGUCGCGAGAUAUAUUUUUUUUUUGUCCUCCGAGCAAAUUAAUCCUUCUGGUUAGGAAGAAUUAGUACAAAACAAUUAGUCGUUGGUGCGCUUCGUCUGAUUCACUCGAUGACUUGCUCUCUGUUUUUCUUCUCGUCCCUUGGCAACUUGGUCUAUAAUUAUAUCUUUGCCAUUAUAUCCUCCAGCGAGGCGCACGGAUCGCUGCCCUAAGUCGCGAGUCGUCUUCGCGGCUAUUUCGAGAAGAACACGGGACAGGAACGAAUUAAAGUUUUCGUCGAUCGUGCUCGAAGCUUUUCUAGAUCGAUCCUAUUGAAAAUUCCAUCGUGCGCGUCGUUAGCGCGUCGACGAAAGGAAAAAAAGAGAGGCGACUUGAGGGUCGACAGGGUAUUUUCAUAAAAAACAACAUGGGAUCCUUCUAAGGGGCAGGGGGGGGUUGGUUUUAGAAAGCAAGUUACGACCGAGGAGGAGGGUGCGUUAGUUCAGCCCUCGGUCGCGGGAGUGCACACACUCGCUCGCGCGUGCAUGCACGAGUAAGCGCCAAUGCAGCACCUGAGUGACUGCAUCGAAUAUCCUCGUUCGACGAGGCGUCACCGGCUUACCCCCUGUUCUACAGGGGUUCGAUUCGCGUUCCCCUUAGCGACUGGUUGUUUGUGUUAUACCGUCGACGAGAGUAUUAUAGAAAAGAAAGAGAAAUUCACCGAGUUACGAACUAACGAGGAGAGAUACUUGUGUUUACGUUCUUUAAUUUCGGAUACAAUUCGCGAUAAAAAGAUAAAAUUUCUUUUGUCGAUUCAUUGAUUCAUUUCAAACGAUACGAGGAAUAUCCUUUGAUAAUAUUCCAUUGGAUACGUCCGAGUAUAUUCCAGGAAAAAUUUUCUGUUGUCGAGAAGCUUUGAUGGAAAAGUUUGGACGUUAUCCGCGAGGGAACGCAAUUUCAAGGCGUCGCUGAGAGAUCCUCGAUCAAAGGACGAAAGAGGACGGAUCUCCUUCGCGCAGGAUAAAAAGCCGUUGGCUCCUGCGAGAGAGUCGACGGAAUCGAUAGACGCACAUGCGCGCUCGCGACAGGAGGCGAGUACGCGGUCUCCCGUGCAAAAGAGAGAGGCCGAGAACGUGUGCGCGCACACGAACGUCGCAAGGAGGGAAUCGAGAGAGAGAGAGAGAGAGAGAGACAGAGAGAGAGAGAGAGAGAGAGAGAGAGAGAGAGAGGGCGAGGGACAGAACGCCGCUCGACUCCACGUUGAAUCCCCUCGCGGAUCAGCAUCCAGUACUCGUACCACUACGACGGAUCCGAUAACACACGGCCGAGAGAGUCCUCUCUCCUCGAUCCUUACUCCGUUUGUCCUAACCGGUUCGUUACGAGAAACGAUCGUUUAGAAAGAAAAUCGAUCGCGAUUUCAUCGCGCGUGCCAACGCGUUAUCGUCGAUCCAAUCGAAUUUUGGAUGAUACGAGAAAUAAUCUUUUCAUCGGUAGUUAAAGUCAACAAAGUCUAAUGAGUUUAUAAAACGACGCGAGUCGAUCUUUUAACCGUGUGUCGCACGGAGUACUAUUUUUCUUUUUUUGUCAUUAGUGUUGAUAUUUUCGAGUCAAGGAGAAAGAUGCCUUUUAAUAGGGUUCUUUCGUUGGCCGUCCUUGUCGAAGGAACGCGAGAAACGUCGGAAAACGGUCCACGUGACUCUCCAUCCGAUCGAGCUACGUGCUCCGAUAAUAUCGAUAUUAAACGACGAAGCAAAGACGAAGAAGGGAACUAUACGCUUUCGUCGUACGUUUAGAGAAUAGCGAAGACGAGUGUUUUCACAGCGUGUACAGAUGGAUAGGCUGUUCCGAUGGAAAAGCCACAAGGCGCACGAUGUCGGUCUCGAUAAUGUGAGCUCGGCAACCCUCAGGCCCUUCAACUCGGACAUCAAUACUCCGAGAAUCGACAGCUACAGGUUUUCUAUGGCCAAUCUCGAAGAUUCGCAAGAUGUCGACCUGGAUGCAAUUCUCGGUGAACUGUGCGCAUUGGAGCGACGUUGCGACGGUGAUAUCGCGGCUACUCCGGCACAAGAUUCUCAAAGACAAGGACGUCCCAAUAACGGAAGGAUCACCGCCACCGAUAACACGGAUAUCGGCAAAAAUGAAGGUGGCAUUCGCACGGACAGUCCCGACAACGAUAGCGCAUUUUCGGACACGGUUUCGAUGCUGUCCAGCGAGAGUUCAGCGAGCAGCAGCGGCUCGGGACACAAGCCACCUCAGAGCGCCAUGCAUACGGCUCCUCAACAACAGCCGCAUCAACUUAUGGAUGCCGCGAGCAGAGCGAAAGCCGAGAAGAUACGGCUGGCGUUGGAAAAGAUGAGAGAGGCAAGCGUUCAAAAGCUCUUUAUUAAAGCUUUCACGUUGGAUGGGAGCGGCAAAAGUCUCCUCGUAGACGAGGGAAUGAGCGUGGCUCACGUAUCGAGGCUUCUCGCGGACAAAAAUCACGUGCCAAUGGAUCCAAAAUGGGCCGUGGUCGAACACUUGCCGGAUCUCUUUAUGGAAAGAGUAUACGAGGAUCACGAGCUAUUGGUGGAAAAUUUGUUACUAUGGACGAGAGAUUCGAAGAACAAGUUGUUAUUCGUUGAGAGGCCGGACAAAACACAACUCUUCCUAACUCCUGAGAGAUUCCUGUUAGGUCCCUCGGAUAGGUGUAGCAACGAAUACGACGAUCAUUCGCGUAAUAUAUUAUUGGAGGAAUUUUUCUCAAGCAGUAACGUCGGCGUUCCCGAGGUCGAAGGACCGUUGUACUUGAAGUCCGACAGUAAGAAGGGUUGGAAAAAGUAUCAUUUCAUACUACGAGCAUCUGGCCUUUAUUACUGGCCCAAAGAGAAAGCUCGUACCGCCAGAGAUCUCGUAUGUUUAGCCACGUUCGACGUGAACCAAGUUUAUUACGGUGUCGGCUGGAAGAAAAAGUACAAAGCACCGACAGAUUUUUGUUUCGCCGUAAAGCAUCCGAGAUUACAGCAACCCAAAUCGACGAAAUACAUAAAGUUUUUAUGCGCGGAAGACAACGCGUCUUUGGAGCGAUGGAUGGUAGGCAUUAGAGUGGCCAAAUACGGUAGGCAGCUAAUGGAGAAUUACAGAACAUUGGUGGACGAGCUCGCGCAGGAAGACCUCGAUCUAUUGGCGCACGCGAGAUCGUGCUCGGUCAGCUCGAUCGCCGUACCACCUAAUCAAACUCAAUAUAAUACGACCAACGACAAUGCACGGCAAUUCAUCGAAAAUGCAAGGCACGAGACCCAAGCGACGGCGAGGCAAUACGAUGGUCAACAACGGCAGAGUUACAAUUCGGAACAGCGACAAAGUUAUAACAACGAUGGAAGGCUUAGCAGAGCCAGUAGUUCGAGUUCAAGCGGAUGUUUGUCCGAUGGAGCACCGAGUAGUUGCGAGGUGGCCUUCGAGUGUGGAGAAUUUCCAACCGGAACGAUAAAGCGAAAACCUUCCAUGAACCCGAAACUUCCGCUAACUUCGAUCACGAGGCAAUUGAAGGAGGUGGGCGAGACAGUACGCGACGAGCCGGACUCUUGUCCGAGUCCAACCAGCUCCGGUUCGGGUACCUUAACCAGAAGACACAGCCGCAGAAGAAGCGGCACCGAUUCGGACGGAUCGGGUACCCUAAAAAGACAUCACAGAUCCGGCAACGCUACUCCGGUCAGUCCUGUACCACCUGGAACGCCGGUGAGAGAGAGAGCCAGUCCUAUGGGAUACGGGAGAACGGAGAGUCAAGAGUCCAAGACGCCGACCAGUCCUAUACAACCGUGUAUGAUGGAUUCUAUCACGUCGUUGCCACCUCCACCGUCGCCCUCGAGAGUCGCCGAAGAAGGGGAAUCGGAUAGCGAACCUUUACCACCGCCGCCACCAGAAAUGUUCCGUUCGAAUCUCUCCCUGGACUCGUUACCGCCACCGCCAGGGGUAGGCGAACUUCCAGUUUGUAACACGCCCGAGUUGACUGGCUCCUCAUUGAGUCUCGCCUCCUUACCACCGCCGCCGAGUCCUCUGGUCGGUGAGACCGGCACGAUACGCCGUGCGAGACCGGCGAAAACUUCGAGUCCGGCGAAUUCUAUGACACCCGAGAGCACGCCUACGCACGCCGCUUCCUCCAGGCCAUCCAACAGCAAUAAUCAGACGUAUACGAGCGCGACGAGUAUCGCGACGCCAAAUGCUUCUGCUCUUCAAAACAGUCAGAGUUACGGGAGCAGCAGCAACGCCGCGACGAACUCGUCGAAUUCUCCACACAGUUCCUAUCCUGGCUCGAGCGCCAGUACACCGACAUACGCACCGAGUUCACCAAGUUUCACGUCCCCACCACCCUUCGUUCCACCCCCGGCUUAUGGUUCUCAAGCGCAACACGUCGGCACGCAAAGCUUAACGAGACAAAAUUCGAAAACCGAGUCGAUCUACGGGAGUCAUCAGAGUGGCCACAAUACCGUACCCAAUCCGAUCAGGCCCAAUCCGAACAUGGACACGGUCAGAAGGAGUGCCAUGAAGCAAGGUACGAGCCAUUACGCCGCUCCGCCCUAUCUCGCCGAAUUGAAAGCCGCAUCUAGCCCGCAACCACAGCGCCGAGUGACCAUUCAAGAACCACCGACCUCACCCAAGUCGAAAGGCGGUACGGGCAAGAAGAUAACGUUCAAUUUACCGGCGCAACAAGAACCCGGUAGUCCGGCGUUGCCGCAAAGAAAGCCAAUGCCACCGAGAAGAUCCGACAGUACUAGAUUGACUUCGCCGAAAAAACUAGCUGCCUCGGAUCAGGCACCACCUGGUGACUUUUUGAAGGAUCUACAACGCGUUAUGAGAAAGAAAUGGCAGGUCGCGCAAAAGUGUAAACUCGACUCGACCACGACGCCCCACGAGGUCUUAGGUUUUCGAGAUCCGCCACCUGCCGUAGCCGAUUACAGAGAGACCAAUGUCUCCAAUUGGGUACAGGAACAUUACGGGGUGGACAAUCUCUAUGAAAACGUUUACACGACGGAUCCACAUGCACCGCUCGAAUAUGCCUCGAGUCCUGCUCGUCAGCCUACCGUCAGAUUCGCCGACGAAAAUCGUAGCAUCAAUAUCGUCAACGUGAUCGCCAGUAAAAGGAGACCACCUCCGCCACCGCCGAAAAGGGCGGAGACCACGCAUUUGACCACGACCAGGGCGAUGCACUGACAAUAGCAGAUAAUACAACCUCAUCCGGAGAGGCGAUGGUAUUGCUGCUUGUGCGGCUGGUGGAAGGACUGAUAAAGGAGGAUUUUUCACCCUUUUCUUCCAUCCCUUUUGUGGUUCAGCGUUAGCUUCGACGUUGCUUCGCCUCGCUACCUGAUUUCAAAACGAAUCGAGAGAAAGAGAGAGAGAGAGAGAGAGAGAGAGAGCACUUUUCUUUUCUCCCUCUUUUACACUUUCUCUCUUUCUCUCUUGAAAAGAUUAAGCUUCGCUUUAUCGCUCCUCGUCGAAUCUUUCUUACGAUAUCAAUGACCGAUAAAAUUUACUUUAUCCUAUAAAACGAAAUGGAUUCAACGAUAGGAUACGAACGAGUCCCUUCGUUUGUUACGUCGAUAUCGUAAAGACGUUCGAUGUCAGCGCGAAUAUCAGCGUCGGAUAAAAACAAAGCUUUAUCAUUUGUCCUACCAAUUUUUCUCCAAGCGCGCAUUACUUUUGUAUCCUUUGCAAAUAUGGGACGCUGCUUGACAAAUGAACGUUUAUCUUUGAUCGUCUUGAAACGUUUCCUAUUCGAGAAACGUCGUGAUGGUUGUGUCCGAUUGGAAACGUUGAUCGCUGUCGAAAAAUAAUCUCGAAAGAGAUGAUAUCGUGCUUCGAGUAGAUGCCGUGCUUAAUGCUCGAUUUAAGGUCGCUACUCGACACGUAGAAAACACUGCCGCACUCGUUAACGAUGUGAUAUAAUAUAAAGCUUAAGGUCCUGCCUGCUCGCUAAAAAGAAGAAGAGUACUUUCUUGUGUAACGGAGAUAGGGGAAGGACGCGUUAUUAGUCGAACGAUCGUAAAGCGAUCGAAUGCUAAUGCGUAUCGUUUCGCUUGAUAAUUAAAAAAAAAAAAAGAGAAAAAAAGAAAAAAAAAAGAAAAAAAAUAAAAUAUUAAGAGGAAGCGUCGUCGUACGGUGUUGAUUAUGCUCGCGCUUCCGACUGUUCGUUUUUGCAUAUGUUCUCUCGCGAAUCGGAGGCGCUCUUCUUUCCUUUCCUUUCCUUUCUUUCUUUCUUUCUUUUUUCUUUCUCCCCCCACCCUCAAUCCCAUCCCACCCCCACUCCCACCUCUCCCAAUAACCAAGGUGCUUUACAACGCAGUAAAUAAAAGAAAAAGAAAAAAAAUGGGUAACAUCGAUAGAAGAGUUAGCGCGCCGCUCAUCGACGUUUGCGCUUUUAAUAAAGGAUCCUUAUACAUAGGUAUACAUGUAUAUAGAAACUAAUACAUAUGUGUGUUUAUAUCGAUAUAAUUGACAAUGAUGCUGUAUGUGUAGGUAUGCCGUAUCCUUCGAAGUACGCUCUAAUGACGUGGACACGAUGAAUUAGGAAUAAAAAGAAAAUAAACGAUUUUUAUUCGUUUCUCGAGAGACACGAGAAUGUCGAAUUCUCUUUACAUAUUCGUCUUCGAGGGAGGAGAUGAGUUCCUUCGAGAGUUCGAAACUCGUGUACUCUUUUCAUCGCGAUUAUACAAAUACUAUAAGUAUACGUAUGUAUUUACAAACAUGAGAUCUCGUUUAUGCCAUUUUUUUCUUCGUUCGCUUUGUUUCAUUCUUAAUGAUAUACAUAAAGACAUGUAUAUGUAUACAUAUUGAAGCUAUGAAAGCAAGAUGAUCGUGUCCGCUUGCUCCUUCUUCUUCUUCUUCUUCUUCUUCUUCUUCUUCUUCUUCUUCUACUUCUUCUUCUUUUUUCGAAAUGAUAAAAAAAUAUCGCCGAGUAUGGAAACGAUAUACGAUUACGUGUGUGUAUAUAUUUCCCAGCCAUAGAAGACGAAGGAAAUGGGAGAUCAAGGUGGCAAUUUAAACAAAGUACGAGCUACUCUAUCGCGGAGAACGAUGAAACUUCGAUCGUCGUAACCCCGACGACACCUGCGUAUAAUAUAUACUAUAUAUAUAUACCUGUAUAACGUGCAUCGUGCACUCCCUUUCUUUACGUCGUCCUUAGGAAGGAUGAAACGAGCGACGAAAAAUGGAAAAAAAAAAUAAAAAAAAAAAAAAAAUAAAAAAAAAGAAGAAAAAAUAUUUUAUCGAUUCGAGCAGGGACAAAGACGACGAAGAUGGAAAUCGAAUCGCUUUGACGCGAGAUGGAUCGAUGUUCGACUUUACUUGCGCGUAAUCGUCAAUGGAAUUUUCAGCAAUGAUAAACGAACAAACACUCGUAACACUUGGACGUACGAUGAUCGUAUACCGUAAUAAGUCUGAUAUAUACUUUUGUAUCUCGAUUUUUGGAAAACUUUAAGGGCCGACACCCCUCGUACUCUCUGCUCUCAGCCUAGUAUCGCGAUUUUCAUCGACCGCGUAACCUUUGAAAUUCAUUCAAACGAGUCUACGAGACUCGAAAUUCCUUUGGUACAUAUUAUAUACAUCGCUAUAACGCAGACUAUCGUAUAUUGAACACUAUAAAACAAAAAAAAAAAGAAGUAAAUAAGAAAAUAACAGAACCGACUUGUAACGAGCAGAAAUGUCGAUGUGUCGAUUAUAAGUGUGAAAAUCCGCGUUUCGCGUCUUAACAAUUAACGCGAUCUAAUCAAACUGAACCAAUAAUAUAAAAUAAUUUUUGAGAUUGAUAUAUACCGAUCUAUGGGACUAAGCCGAUUUAACGUCAGAACUUUUCAUACGUGAAUUUCUACGAAAAUAUCGUUCGUAUGUCUCUCAGCUCAUUCUAAUCUCUUUCUCUAUCUGUCCAUCUAUUUCUCUUUGUCACUGUUUAUCUGUGUGCGCUAAAGCGAUAAUCCUUAAGAGCUAGCAAUGUCGCAAGGAAGGAAGGAAGGAUUUUUUUUUUCUUUUCUUUUUUUUUUCUUUUCUUUUCUUUUUCUUCUUUUUUAUUUUAUUCUUCUAUGCUAUAAGCUACGUACGAGAUUUAAGGAUGGGAAAAGCAUUCUUUUAAAAGCGAAGAGUCAUUGGCUUAGUGGUUUGAAGCCUUUAAAUGUUUGCUCACCGUUCGUCGUUCGACGAUCGUCUUGGUCGUACGUAUGUACGUCGAACGUACGUACGUACGUACGUAACGUCGAUGACAAAUCGAUUUGGUAUGCGAAAUCGCGAUACGCGAUGGAGAUUGUAGACUUUGACUCGUAUGCGUGUGUAUGGCGCGAAAACUCGCCAUUUUUCUUCUAUUUCUUUUGGAUCGAUUGAGAUAGAAUAAAAUUCUUGUCUCGGUAAAAGGGAUCGAUGUGUGUGUAUAUAUAUAUAUACACAUAUAUAUAAAGUAAGAUCUAAGAAAUUGAUUAAAAAGAAAAAACA